Messenger RNA from Rhododendron vialii, 1469 nucleotides. Its product is annotated as protein FAR1-RELATED SEQUENCE 12-like. Gene Ontology annotation, molecular function: zinc ion binding. Gene Ontology annotation, biological process: regulation of DNA-templated transcription. The coding region runs from base 174 to 1172 and encodes 332 amino acids. The transcript is spliced from 3 exons. The record is from RefSeq and is a predicted model, not a curated record. Lineage: Eukaryota; Viridiplantae; Streptophyta; Magnoliopsida; Ericales; Ericaceae.
AUGCGGAGUUUAAAAAUUAUAUAUGGAAUUCUGAGACACCUGAACAGUUCGAGGCUGGAUGGGUUGAGGUGGUAAACAGAGCUAACUUAACCGGUAAUGAUUGGUUACGAAAUUUAUACGAAAUUCGUGAGAGAUGGGUUCCCGCAUAUGUGAGACACACUUUUUCUGCUCACAUGACUACUAGUCAAAGAGCCGAAAUUACCCAUUCCUUCUUCAAGAGGUAUGUGUCUACGGAAAAUUCAUUGUUGGACUUUGUGACGCGGUUUGAGAGGGCACUUGCACGUAUACGGCAUAAUGAGUUGGAUAAGGAUCAUAAAGACGUCAAUGAGAGGCCAAAUUUAAAAACUAUGUACCCCAUGGAGUCGACAAUGAGUGAAUUAUACACAAUUGAGAUAUUCUACAUGUUUCAAGAUGAGCUCUUUCAAAAUACUGCUUAUAAGGUGAUGGCAACAAAUGAGGAUGAACAUCGGGUUGUGUACGCCAUUCAUAGGAUAAAGGGGAGUGGUUCGAGGGUUCGUGAGAUUGUGGUAGAUAAGUCGUCAAACCAUGUCCGUUGUAGUUGUAAGAUAUUUGAGUGUGCCGGAAUUCCUUGUCGGCACAUAUUGGCUUACUUUUCUAGAAUGCAAAUAGAAGAUUUGCCUAAUGAAUACAUAUUGGGGAGGUGGACAAAAUCUGCAAAGGCUAUGCGAGUUAAAGAUGACUUGGGUUCGGGCAUGAAAGAAAUAUGUGACACGUCUUUGUUAGAGCGGCGAAAUAGACUCUUUCAACUUGCUACUUCUUUAAUUGAUGAGGCCGUAGUAAUUGAGGAUGGAACACAAUUUGUGGAAGAACUUUUGAGUUCGGGUCAAAAAAAGCUUUGUGACAUGAAAAAAGUAAGUGAACAUGGUGAAGGGAGUGCUAUCCAAGUGCCAAUUAGUCGUGACCAUGGUUUGAAAGAACCGCUUCAAGUGAGGGCAAAGGGUUGUGGUAAACGACUCAAGGGAGGGAAAGAGAAGGCUGCCAAGAAGACUAGGCGUUGUCACGGUUGUGGGUUAACAGGGCAAUCGCAUGACAAAAGGAAUUGUCCAAAACUUCUCAGCACCUCUUCGCAAAAUGCUAGGUUGAAUGACGAAGACGAAGACGAAGACGACGACGACAACGACGGCAUUGACAAUGCUGAUCCCGAUGAUUGAUGGAUUUGUGUAGCAGUUUAGAACUGCUAUUGUCACAGUUGGGAAAACUACUGAUGUUUCAAAUAUGGAGUUCUCUGAAAUACCCCUGCUGCAUGGAAGCAUUUUUGGACUGAUAUAGAUUUGUAAAACUGCAUUCUGAAGCCGGAACUUUUGGCUCUGAAUGAGCUCUUUUUGUUUUUUUACCUACGCCUAAUUUGUAUCAAAUUUUAGUUGGAAUUUUAAUGUAUUGAAAGCAAAAGAGUUAUGUCCCAUUUCUUGUUUCAUAGCAUUAGUAUUGAGCUAUUUAGGAGCCAAGAA